Anolis sagrei ordinatus is the source of this 2387-nucleotide messenger RNA. It is a transcript of the gene HHAT, whose product is annotated as hedgehog acyltransferase. The record is from RefSeq and is a predicted model, not a curated record. Gene Ontology annotation, cellular component: endoplasmic reticulum. Gene Ontology annotation, molecular function: palmitoyltransferase activity. Lineage: Eukaryota; Metazoa; Chordata; Lepidosauria; Squamata; Anolidae. Gene Ontology annotation, biological process: protein palmitoylation.
GUUACAAUCUUUUUGCAACAAUCCGGGCGAGAAACUGUUUCAGUAGGACUGGCUGAGUUUGCCAGGAAAAGGGAAUGGCUUCAAGACGUAUUCAGUGGGCGACGCUGAAGGCAUUCCCCUUUGCUGGCAGCAACAUGGCACUUCCUUGGCAGAGGAAGGGGAGAAAUCCCAUUCAGUCCCAAGGCAGCCGAACGUGUUGUUUACCAUGAUGUUUUCCUCCUAGAUAACAAGAAUCUUGAAAAAUGUCAUUACAAUUAAGGAUGCUGCCAGAAUGGGAACUGUAUUUUUACCUCUUUGUUUCUUUUGGCUUUCAUUUUUAUUCUUUCUAUGAAGUCUUCCAGACCUCUCGAGAACAUGAAGAGGAACUUCAUCGAGAAUUUGAACUGGAAACUGAUUCACUGUUUGGGGGACUUAAAAAGGAUCCAGUGGACUUUGAAUGGAGUUUCUGGAUGGAGUGGGGCAAAGGAUAUAUACUAUAUCUUCUCCUUGGCCACAUGGUGGUAUCACAAGUUUUGAGCAUUUACAUGGAAAAGUACAAACCUUGGGUUCUGAUGGCAUAUGGUGUAGCAGCUAGUUGGUUUCUGCUGGGCACCAAUGGUUUAUUGGUGAUUUUCCUACAUGUAGCUGUCUCAUAUUUAGUUGCGCAGUUUAAGAAUUCACUUCUGACAUGGAUGAGCUCGUUGCUGCUUUUGUCAACUUUGCACUUCCCUGCUCUGGAAGAAAUAAAGAGAAGCUGGUAUGCCAGUGAAAAUGAGUACUUCUUGCUUCUGUUCGCUCUGACUGUCCGCUGCCUCUAUUAUACAAGCUUCAGCCUUGAGUACUGCUGGAGCAAACCUACCAAGAUGACUGAGCCCUCGUUCCUUUGGAUGCUGGCAUACGUGUUCUAUUAUCCUGUGUUUCACAAUGGGCCCAUCAUCACGUUUGAUGAAUUUUAUAAACAGAUGAAUAAACACGGUUCCUGCAGACUGAAGUCUAAUCUUUGUGUUUUCAUCCGUGGCACCAUUCGUAUUUUGAUCUGGUGGUGCCUGGCAGAGUUGAUGAUUCACCUUAUGUAUAUACAUGCAAUAUGCAGUAGCCCUUCACAUCUGGAAGCAGCAACCUAUUGGACCUUAGGUGGCCUUGCCUUGGCACAAGUCCUGUUUUUUUACGUGAAGUAUCUUGUUCUUUUUGGUGUCCCUGCACUUAUCAUUCAAAUGGAUGGACUCACGCCUCCUGCUUUACCUCGCUGUGUGAGCACCAUGUACAGUUUUUGUGGGAUGUGGAGAAGCUUUGAUGUAGGACUGCACAGGUUUCUCAUUAGGUAUAUUUACAUCCCAAUGGGAGGAUCUCGCUGCAAUAUGUUUAAGAUGCUGUUUUCUAUGGCAGUCACAUUUGCUUUUGUCAGUUAUUGGCACGGCGGUGAUAGCUACCUCUGGUCCUGGGCUCUGCUUAACUGGCUUGGAGUGGCUGCUGAAAAUGGAGUGAAGAGGCUGGUUUCUCUUCCAGUUGUCCAUAACAUGCUUAACCAUGUUUUGUCCCCAAGAAGUUCUCGGCGACUCCAUGCUGCUCUGGCAUCUGUAUCCACCACAUUCUUGAUUUUCUCCAACCUUAUAUUUCUGGGAGGAAAUCAUGUUGGCAGAAUCUACUGGAACAGGAUUUUCAUAGAAGGUUGGCCCUGGGCAACACUUUCUGUUUUUGGAUUCCUCUAUUGCUACUCUCAUGUUGGGAUUGAAUGGCAACACAGAUCCUCCCGGGCUUAACAAGUAUCUGAGUGAAGACCAUCUGAACUUUUACCAAAGGAGACCAAAUAUUGUAGAGAUAUGAAUUUUUCUCUUCAAUACAAUACUGUGCCAACAUACCAAUAUAGCCUGUAGUGCCUGGUGGUGUAUGGAUUCCAUAUCAACAUGCACUCAUCAGGAUGAGACAGACCUUUGAAACUCUAGAGGACAUUUAACCUAAACCGAAUUGCAUAAAUGUUGACUUCUCAAGAUCCCAUUGACUCAGUUGGUCUGCUGAAAUUGGGAUUGCAUUUUUUUUUAUUUACACCAUUGUCAUCUACAAUGAAUUUUGAUCUUGUUUUAUGAAAUAGAAAUACUUUUUAAAACAUUUCUCUUGGGAUACUAUUUAAAUUAUAAUAGUUAUUUUAAUUUGUAUGUCUAUCUAUAUGCAAGAGAAGACAAUGCACAUUUUAAAGGAAGCUUCUUAAAGCUAUUGAAAAUUUCAGCACUGACUUUAUAGUGCUCUGUAUUUGGGUGGGGGGUUCAUUCUCAUAUCAUCCUGAAAUAUUUUGUUGCCUGAGAAUAACAACUGGCAGUUUCAUCUGACUUCCAUGUUGGUGAUGGAACUAUUCUCCACUGUACCUAAGAAAACCAAGAUUAUGGCAACAAGAAUGAUUGACAACUGGAAAA